Molecule: messenger RNA, 2739 nt
Organism: Hippocampus comes (tiger tail seahorse)
Lineage: Eukaryota; Metazoa; Chordata; Actinopteri; Syngnathiformes; Syngnathidae
Product: dynamin-2-like
Exons: 18
Coding region: 889-2679 (596 amino acids)
Biological process (GO): synaptic vesicle budding from presynaptic endocytic zone membrane; receptor internalization
Cellular component (GO): synapse; microtubule; cytoplasm
Molecular function (GO): microtubule binding; GTP binding; GTPase activity
Source: RefSeq, a predicted model, not a curated record
UCAUGAGAGUAGUCAGUCCUUCAACAUUUUGACAUUUUGUUACAGCACUAUUACAAAAUGCAAUGAAUUACCGGUAUCCCCCACAAUUUUACACAACACCUGAUCAUGACAACAUGGGGAAAAAAAUUAUGCAAAUUAUAACUAUUUAAAAACAAAGCUCAUUUAUAUACAUCUAAAUGUUCAUAGCCUAUGCUUAAUACAUUGUAGGCGCAUAUUUGGCAGCAACUGCAGCCUCAAGUCCUCAUUAUCCAUCAGGCUCGACACGCUGACUGUAUCUUUGGUCAGUUUUGCCCCUUUACUCUGUUAGUUUGAAUGGGGAGCAUCAGUCCACCAUGUUCUAAACAGGAUUCAACUUGUAACUGUGCCCAACCGUGCCAUAAGAUAGGCAAGGCUAUUAUAAGUGAGGUCAUGGUGAUACAACAGCUUAGUUUAAGUCACCACAGUAAGGCCACUGGGACCUCCAAAGCAGAAUAUUGUCGGUGCCUCGAAACAAUCCUAUCACUGAAGCCUACUGACAAUUCUUUCGACUUCAUACUUGGGUUGUGCUCAGACAUGCCCUGAGACCAGACAUAAACAGGUGUGUGUUUCUAAAUCGUUCCAAUCAGGGUUUACCACAGGUGGACUCCAUUUAAUAUGUCGAACAAGCUCAAGGAUGAUCAAUGGGAACGGGACGCACCUGAGCUUAGCUAACCCUGGAGCCCACUCAGCAUCGCGGCUAACUUCCUAAAUGUCGACGCGGAGCUCCAACUUGCUGUUGAUACGCGGCGGGGCAGCCCUCUUAAAAGUUGAGGGGGAGUUCAGGGGGGCGUUCCGGGGCUCGGAAAUUCCGACUUUACAGCAACACCGCCACCUCCUCUUCCUUCACCACCACCAUCGUCGCCGUGCAGCAUGAUCUCGAUGAUCAAUCGGCUCCAGGACGCCUUGGGCAGCGCGGGUCUGAGCUACAGCCUCCUUCUGCCGCAGAUUGCCGUGGUGGGGGGCCAGAGUUCCGGGAAGAGCUCGGUGCUGGAGAACUUUGUGGGCAGAGACUUCCUUCCCCGCGGCACUGGGAUUGUCACUCGCAGACCUUUGGUCCUACAGCUACAUCACGCCGACACCGAGUAUGGGGAAUUUUUGCACUGCAGGGGGAAGAGGUUCUCGGACUUUGAUGAAAUCCGCCAAGAAAUCGAGGCAGAAACCCGUAGGCUGACAGGAAACAACAAAGGCAUCUCUCCCAUACCCAUCAACCUCCGCAUUUUCUCCCCCAAUGUGCUCAACCUGACCCUCGUGGACCUGCCCGGCAUCACCAAGGUUCCUGUGGGUGACCAGCCGCCAGACAUCGAGUACCAGGUGCGAGACAUGAUCAUGCAGUACAUCUGCAAGGAGAACUGCCUCAUCCUGGCUGUGACGCCUGCCAACAUGGACCUGGCCAACUCCGAUGCACUCAAACUGGCCAAAGAUGUUGACCCACAGGGCCAGCGCACGAUAGGUGUGAUCACCAUGCUGGACCUAAUGGAUAAAGGAACAGAUGCUCGGGAAAUACUCGAGAAUAGAUUGCUUCCACUGAGACGAGGUUAUAUUGGGCUAGUGAACCGCAGUCAAAAGGACAUCGAAGGGAAAAAGGAUAUUAAGGCAGCCUUGCAAGCGGAGAAAAAGUUUUUCCUGUCCCACCCAGCUUACAGGCACAUGUCUGACAGAAUGGGCACGCCGCACUUACAGAAGUACCUCAACCAGCAAUUGACGAACCACAUCUGUGACAGUCUGCCUGCGCUCCACAGUCACAUGCGGGGCCUACUUGUGUCCAUCAGUAAAGAAGUCGACGCGUACAAACUGUAUAAUCCAGAUGACCCCAUGUGCAAGACCAAGACCCUCAUCAAAGUCGUACAGCAACUGGCCGGCGACUUUGAGAAGUUAAUUGAGGGCUCAGCCGACGAAGUGAACACCGUCCACCUGUCGGGAGGAGCAAGGAUCAACCAGAUCUUCCAUGAGCGCUUCCCCUAUCAGCUGCACAAAAUGAAGUGCGACGAAAGAAAGCUGCGGAUGGAGAUCGCCUAUGCCAUCAGGAACAUCCACGGCGUCAGGACGGGCCUAUUCACCCCCGACAUGGCUUUUCAGGCCAUUGUAAAGAAGCAGAUCUCCAAACUAAAAAUUCCGUGUUUCGGCUUUGUCGACAUGGUCUGCAAGGAACUGAUCUCCACCAUUUACGAGUGCUUUAAUAAGAUCAGUUCUUUUCCCAAGCUGCGGGAAGAAACGGAGCGUCUCGUCACUGCCGAAAUCAGAGAACAAGAGAGCACAUGCCGAGAUCAGAUCUCUCUGCUCAUCGACAUGCAGCUCGCAUAUAUUAAUACCAAACACGAAGACUUUAUUGGCUUUGCUCAUGCUCAACCUCUGUGCCACCGUAGCGAUAACAAGAUCGUUGCUGGCGGUGGAGUACAACAGGGUGUGGCGCCUCCUUCAAGUCUAAUAGUCAUACGAAAAGGAUGGCUCACCAUCAACAAUGUCAGCAUCAUCGCCAAGGAGUACUGGUUCAUUCUCACCGCCGAGAGCUUGUCCUGGUUCAAGGACAACGAGGAGACGGAGAAGAGGUACAUGCUCGCUUUAGACAACCUCAAGGUCAGAGAUGUAGAGAAGGGCUUCAUGUCCAGCAAAUUCGCCUUCGCCCUCUUCAAUUCUGAAUCAAGGUCCGUGUGCCUCGAAUGAGUGUAUGUUUGUGUGUCAGUCAGUGAGAUGAUGUAGAGUAGGGGUGUCAGACUCAUUUCG